Molecule: messenger RNA, 1678 nt
Organism: Marmota flaviventris (yellow-bellied marmot)
Lineage: Eukaryota; Metazoa; Chordata; Mammalia; Rodentia; Sciuridae
Gene: Paaf1
Product: proteasomal ATPase associated factor 1
Molecular function (GO): protein binding
Source: RefSeq, a predicted model, not a curated record
GGGUCAAGAUGGCGGCGCCUUUGAGGAUUCAGAGCGACUGGGCCCAAGCCCUCAGGUAUCAGGAUGAAUACAGCAAUGCCAUAAAUGACAGUUGCUGUUACUAAUUGAUUAGUAACUGUUAUCACUAUUGAAACAAUGGUGAAGAUGGAUGAAACACAGCCUCCUGCACUUAAGAAAUUUAUACUUUGGAAAGAUGAAGGGGAGGCCUGGCUGAGCUGUCACCCUCCAGGGAAACCAUCUUUGUAUGGCAGCCUAACUUCUCAAGGAAUUGGCCUAGAUGGUAUCCCAGAGGUUACAGCCUCAGAAGGAUUUAUUGUAAAUGAAAUAAAUAAGAAAAGCAUUCAUAUUUCAUGUCCAAAGGAAAAUACAUCUUCUAAGUUUUUGGCACCAUAUACUACUUUUUCCAGAAUUCAUACAAAGAGUAUAACAUGCCUGGACAUUUCCAGUGGUGGCGGCCUUGGUGUGUCUUCUAGUUCUGAUGGUAGCAUGAAGAUCUGGCAGGCUUCCAAUGGAGAACUCAGAAGAGGAUUGGAAGGACAUGUGUUUGAUGUGAAUUGUUGCAGGUUUUUCCCAUCAGGCCUUGUGGUUCUGAGUGGGGGAAUGGAUGCUCAGCUGAAGAUCUGGUCAGCUGAAGAUGCUAGUUGUGUGGUGACCUUCAAAGGGCACAAAGGAGGUAUCCUUGAUACAGCCAUCGUUGAUCGAGGGAGGAAUGUGGUGUCUGGUUCUCGAGAUGGAACAGCACGACUUUGGGAUUGUGGACGCUCAGCCUGCUUGGGAGUCAUUGCAGACUGUGGUUCAUCCAUUAACGGAGUAGCAGUGGGUGCUGCUGACAACUCCAUAAACCUUGGCUCCCCAGAGCAGACACCUAGUGAACGAGAGGUUGGAACAGAGGCAAAAAUGCUACUAUUGGCCCGGGAAGAUAAGAAGCUGCAGUGCUUGGGAUUACAGAGCAGGCAGCCGGUGUUCCUCUUUAUUGGCUCAGAUGCCUUCAACUGCUGUACUUUUCUCUCUGGCUUCUUGCUAUUGGCUGGGACACAAGAUGGAAACAUUUAUCAGCUAGACGUGAGAAGUCCAACGGUUCCGAUACAAGUCAUCCACAGAUCAGGAGCACCAGUUCUAUCCCUACUGAGUUUCAGAGAUGGAUUCAUUGCUAGCCAAGGUGACGGAAGCUGUUUCAUUAUUCAGCAAGACCUAGACUAUGUCAUUGAGCUCACUGAAGCUGACUGUGACCCCGUGUAUAAGGUAGCCACGUGGGAGAAGCAGAUCUAUACAUGCUGUCGAGAUGGUCUUGUGCGGCGCUAUCAGCUUUCUGACCUCUGACCCCUUUCCCAGUUAGUGAAAAGGGUUGACCCUGAUCAACAAAGAACAGAAACAUUACCCAUAUUUCCCAAGGUCUGUGGCUCCUUAAUGUCUUGGGCACCGCUUGGAAGUCACAGCAAGUUAACUGUACUGGCCCAUGUGGAACAAUCAUCCCAAGACCUACCUUGAACUGAGUGAGAAGCUCACUUGUGCUCACUGCCUUUGCCCCAGCUUUUCUUUGCGUAAAUUUAGCCCACAACACAGGGCAAAGAUCUGGAUGCUUAUAUUUUAUUCUCUCACCGGUUGUGUUAAUUGUUUACAAGGCACAGAGAACUAAAGCCUGUUUGCUGGAAGAAAUAAAGAAAAUAUGUUUGGAAGA